Molecule: messenger RNA, 1263 nt
Organism: Mesorhabditis spiculigera
Lineage: Eukaryota; Metazoa; Nematoda; Chromadorea; Rhabditida; Rhabditidae
Source: the annotation of a GenBank genome assembly
AUGAAGGCCGUCGACUCGCUUCUGCCGGCAUUACGGAGAUUCUUCACCCCUAUUCAGAGCCGCUUCAACUCGGCGAGCGCCGGUCUGACGCAGCAGGAGACGGUCAAGCUAUUGUACAAGCAGGUCCACGAUGCUCGAACAAUUGCCACGCCUUCCGACUUGGCUACUAUCAAGUUGGAGCCGCGGAAGAUGGCGGAUUCGCUUGCGCGGGUUACGGUGCGGCUAUCUGGAAGCGGCGAGGAGCGACGGCGCUAUCUGACUGCCAAGGGGACCGUCAGAAUGGGCCGGCUUUUAGAGGACCUCGACCACUACGCCGUCUGGCUGUGCUAUCUUCAUAAUCGUUCCGACGUCACGAAGCUUGAUUCGCCGCCUUCGCUGCCGCGCUCAAUCGUGACGGGUUGUGUGGAUCGGAUUGGAUAUCAUGGGGUACACCUCGGCGAUCGGGAUCUGAUACUGGAAGGCCACGUUUCUUGGGUUGGUCGCUCGUCGAUGGAGACGACGAUACGAGUUUUUCAGGACGCCGGCGAUCAGAGCCUCAAACAAGUGCUGAAGGCAAACUUUGUGCUGGUGUCCCGCGAUGCGAAUGACUUGAACAGCGUGAUGCCCGUUCAUCCGUUGACCACAACCACCCCCGAGGAAGCGGCCAUUAUGCAUCAGGGCGCCGAGGCGAAUCGGGAGCGAAAGUAUAAGGAAAAGCGCUCGCUUCUGAAAGUGCCGCCCACCCCUGAUGAGUGGAAGGCGUUGCACCAGAUUUUCUUGAGCAACCUCAACCAGACGAACAGCGGGAAUUACACGGUUUCGUUGAGGCCCGGCCAAAAAUGGAUGAAGAAUACCGAGAUGCGCAAUACGGAGCUGUGUUUCCCGGAAUUUCAGAAUAUUUACGGCAAGGUCUUCGGUGGUUUCCUGAUGCGAGAGGCCGUCGAGCUAGCGUUCAUUUGUGCGAAAUAUUUCUCAAAGGGCUCCGUUUCGCUGGUCUCCACCGACGACAUCCUGUUCCGCGAGGCGGUCAACAUUGGUGAUUUGAUCCAGUUUACGGCCCGCGUCACCUACACGGAGAAGAAUUUCAUGCAGAUCCGGGUCUACGCCGAGACGUGCGAUGAGGAGUUCCAACAAACAAAGAUGACCAACGAGUUCUCGUUCACCUUUUCGGCCGACGACUCGAGAGAGGUUCACCAAGUCGUCCCCGACGACUACGGCGCGGGCAUGCUGUACCUCAGCGGAAAGCGGAAUUUCGAGAAGGUCAAACGUUUUUGCAUUGAUUGC